CAAAGAUAUAUUACAUGAAACUGUUCAGCCUGAGUCCUAUCUUCUACCGAUUUCACAUAUGUAAGUAUGAAAGUACGAAAAAUCUCUAUCAAACGAGAUCAUAUUGAGAAUGGAGUAACAACAAUAGAUAAAUAUUUCUUAAUUAUGAUUUUGCUUCUGAACUGUACUUCAGUACUGACGUAUGAUUUUGCUUCUUACAGAUACUUUUCUGCACACGACCGUUGAGAACGCAACUUUAACGAGUCCCAUCUUCCAAUUUAAUAACGGAAUAAUAUGUAUACAGCUAUUAAUUGGUCUCUGCGUUGAAUGCGACAUAAAUAUAAUACUAUUUGACGACACACGCAACGAAGAGUUAAAAAAGUUGACAGUAAAAGGCUCCUCGAAAGCUGCAGCACACGGUUUACCUACAUGGCAAUUCGUAAAGAUUGAACAUUUAACUAAUCGUAAUAGUGCGAUAAUGGAAUUAAGACCUAUACUUAAUUCAAACAGUCCUAAGCCGCUAUGGGCGGUAGCGAAUGUUCGUCAAUGCCCCAGAAAAGGAUCAUAUAGAAAGAGUGUUAUACAUGCUACAAUGCAAAAUACGACAUCUGUAUGGCCAAACGUGACAUGCCAAAAAUUAUUUUACGAUGAAUACACCGUCGUGAGUGCCUUAUCGGACACGAAAUUAAAUGUGAAAUUGAGUAAUUACUAAAAACUUUUAUUUACAAUAAUUUAUA
Molecule: messenger RNA, 716 nt
Organism: Ooceraea biroi (clonal raider ant)
Lineage: Eukaryota; Metazoa; Arthropoda; Insecta; Hymenoptera; Formicidae
Source: RefSeq, a predicted model, not a curated record